AGAGGCAACGAAUUAAUCAUAAAAGAAUGCUCGAGGACGUAGUCAAACGAUACAGGAAAAAUAUAGUUGCUAUUAAUGAAAUCGACGAAAAAUGUAACGAAGAUAUCACAAACACAACUAUCAAAUAUGAGAAGAAACAAUUUACUUUAUAUAAAGCAUGGGAAUCCGAACAAAAUGAAAUACGAUUAGCGUUGGAGAAUGUCAUAGAUGAUUUUGAAUCUUUAAAAGAUAUAAAUACGAAAUUACAACAAACUAUCCGUAAACGCAGAUUGACAAUUGAAUCAAAAUUAUUGGCAGUAAUAGCUAAAUAUGACAUAGAAAUUGGCAGUAGAUAUCAAAUAUUGGAAGAACUCAGUGAAGCAUAUGAAUACGAUAAGCUGGAGAAAUAUACGUUGGAGGAAGAGAUGAAACGACAAGAAAUAUACCUUGUUUCUGCCAAAGAAAAAGAAAAGAUGAGAAUGAUAAAUUUCUGUGAACAUUUAUCUACGUUUAAUACAGAAUAAAAACAUUCUGCACGGAUUAUCUCCAACAUUGGUUCGAAAAAUUUUGUGGAAUAGAGGAGCGAAACAAAUGGAAGAAAUAAGAAAAUAAUUCCUAAUGUAUUUUACAUUGCGUUAAACUGCAUUUUACAUAGAAUUUGCUUAUAGCUUCUCACUGCAAUCAUAUUGAAAUUAUUAUAUAAACCCUCAAAAUCAUAUAAAUCUUUUUUGUGCAAGAUACAUCGAAAUAGCUUUUUUGUAUGUUAUUACCCACGCACGCCUUCAAUAAAGUAUAUAGAUUGACAACAUAUUUAACAAAGAUAUUCUUUUCCAAGGUGAUAAAGGUUUAUAGAUUAAUAAUAAAAUUGUAAUAUUCUUGAUCAACUUUUUAUUUUCGCUGCAAAUAAUAUAGAAUAUACAUACAGAUUGGAGUUGCAUUUAAGUCAUUUGAACGUGCCUUUAAAAUAGAGUUUUUGAUUUAUUUUCCAAAUUCAUAUUUAUCAAAUAUUUUACAAGAAAAAGAUUAGCAGAAUUUUUCACUUUUAAAAUCAUAAUUCAAUAUGACUGCAAUGAGAAAAGAAGAAUCUUAAAUGACUUGUCAUUGAUUCAAUUUUAUGUAUCAUGUAUCCACUGUAUGUAUAUACGUAUAUAUACACUGAUAAAUAAUUACAUAUAUAUUUUUAACGAAAUUAUGUAAACAUUUGAAAUAACUUUAUUUAUUAAUAAAAUCUUUUAUUUUGUUAUUUUUUUUUUAAAUUCAAAUCUUUAAUUCUAGUUAUACUCCAAAUCAAAAGAAAGAAGCGCGCAAGCACAUAAAAUACAAAAUAUAUAUUAUUUUGUUCAAUAGUUUAAUCUAAUUUAUUUACAGUUUUUUGUGUUGUACACAAUGUUAACUUUACAAUAAUUCACUGUUUCUUUUAAGUACAACAUAAUCAGUUGUAAUAAUUAUGCUUUCGUAUGUAUAUCCAAUCAUGUGAACAUGGUAUAUUUCUGGAACAUUAAAUAUAUAUAAGUACUUUAUAUGUAUAUAAUAAACAUAAUUACAUACAUCUAUAUAAUAUGCAGAAUAUUUGUUACGCGAGCGUCAUUAAAAAUAUUUAAAUAGGCAACUGAAUAAAUGCAUAUAAAUAUUUAACAUUAACUGCGCGUAUAGAUAUUUAACAUUAUGAAUUCUCUCAUAAUAUAGUGAAUACAUAUAUAAUAUUUUUACAUAUAUAUCCAUUGAUUAUCAUGUAAAUUUCGAAAAUCGUGAAAUGUAUGAAAGAGUUAAAUAUCUGUCUCGUGAUUUUUUGUUCGUUUAAAUUUUUUUUAAAGCUUUGCGUAACAAGUAUACAGAACGCAAAAAAAUAAAGAAUAAUCUCUCUGUGUUAGAUUCUUGUAUCUUACAAUUGUGAUGAUGCAAAGUGUAAUUGCACAUCGAUAAAAUAAUGAAAUAUAUUUGCAAGAAUUUAAACUAUCUACUUUUUUCUUUUUUAAUAAUCUCAAUGUAUAAUAAUUUAUUUUAUUUUGUUCCCCAAAAAAUUUUGCUUUGUUCUGCAUUUAUGAAAUCGAUAUAAAUAAGAUA
Molecule: messenger RNA, 2043 nt
Organism: Formica exsecta
Lineage: Eukaryota; Metazoa; Arthropoda; Insecta; Hymenoptera; Formicidae
Exons: 4
Coding region: 27-503 (158 amino acids)
Source: RefSeq, a predicted model, not a curated record